UGUUACCUCUCUUCAGAAGCAACAGAUAAUUAAGUUCAUCUCUUCUUAUUCUAUUUUCAACAGGGAAUGAGGUUUCUCUGCUCCUUUCAUACAGCAAUUUUAUUGUUAGAUGAGAAUUAACUUUAAUUUAAACAAAUCGGAACGCCAUUCAAGUCAAGAAUUCAACUCAAGAAAUUCGGGGUGUGCUUCUAGUAUUAUAAUACCGUUAUCGACAAUAUCCUUCGUAAUUGGCUGUUUGUUUUUUUUUUAUUUCAGAUUGAUAUAGAACAUCGAUGAAUAAAUGUAAUAAAUUGUUUGUACGAAUGAAGCAGCUUACUGUAGCAGAUGCAUACUUUUUUAUGUGGUAGGUGUUUGCCUCAUGAGCAGCACUUCGGCAAAUUUAAGUUCACAAAACAUAGAAAUGUUUAAAGAGUAUGAUUAAUAUAUGCGGAUUAAUUAACUUAUCACAUUGUUAUAGUAUGCAUUUAGCUCCAUUAAAGUAAUAGCAUAAGGAUACUAGGACAUAAAGAAAAUGUUAUCACAGUUGUAUGCUAGAUGAUUGAGCAUUGCCCCGAAUUGCAUGUGAAACACCCAAUAUUUUUAGGACCAAUUGUGUAUUAAAAACACGCGCGAAUAGGAUAUGUAAACGAGCUCAUGCAUGACUAGGUAUGUUUGUCUGCAAGUUGUGCUUCUUCAUUUAACAGUGUUCUCUCGUAGUGAUCUGAUUCUGAGUUUGUCCUUUUUCUUAUGUAGGUUCACAACGCGAAAAAUUUCAUCAAGAAAUUGGAGCAACACUUUCUGACAAGUCUUUUAAUCAGCAUUACGAACAAUUCGUUGCUGUAUUUCAUUUAUUGCACGAGAAAAGGAAAAAAGUAGCUUCUUUGAGCAAUUGGUACAUAAAGCAUAAUCUUAAACAAGGAAAGAAAAAAGAGAAAAAGAAAAUAGCAUCAGCAUAAUGUACUUUUUAAAAAAAAUUAAAACAGGGUGUAAGCUCUGAUUCAUUGAGGAAGAGCAGUACUAAUCGUUGUGUACUUACUUUGGACCAUUUUCAACCCUUCUUUGAAGUUUAAGCUCCAUCAAGUUGCUAGAAGAUCUCAACUCAAUAUAUACUAGAUUGCGCUUUAAAUCAAAUGCAUUCAACUACAGGUAUAGUGAAAGAAGUACACAUUCAAUCAAGUAGUGUUGCGAAAUCUCUUUUUCUUCACUCUUUAUUUCUCUACAUUCUAGAACUUUUGAGUUCUUUUUUUAAUGUUCUAGAAUUUAACCAUCAUUCCUGAACUAUUUAGGCAUCAUAUAUGAACUCGUGAAGAAACAGUUUCUAGUAGCUAAACAAACCAGGCAGUACUGCAGUAGUUAUCUCGAAUGAAAUUCGGCUUCUGUACGAAAGAAUCUGAACUUGUAUGAGAGUGCAAUAGCUUUUUUCCCUUACAUUUCCUGAGGGUGAAACCUCUGAUUCUUUUUUCAUGCGUACGCUAGAAAACAAUCUUAUUUAUCUCGCAAAAUGCUCCUACAAAAUUAUGCUGUAUCCCUUCUUUCUCAUGCAUAUUUUUCCUUUUCUUUGCCAAGUACAUGGCAAUUACUAUAUUAUCCUACAAUUUUAUGCCUUUAAGGGUUUCUGAAAUCAUCUGUCAUUCUCCCGGGACCAUCUGAUAACUAAGAUCUUUCUUAACCUUCGGUAAAUCGAAUGAGUUGACCACGACGCCGAUAUUCUGCGGUGAUGAGGCAAUGUAACUUGCAUAAAAACAUGUAAGUAGGCAUAGAGAAAUGUGAAAGAUCAUGAAGAUUAAUUUCUUGGAAUAAGAAAUUUUUUUGAUUAAUUUCUUGGAAUAAGAAAAUUUUUUUUCUCAUAAGAUCGAUCUCGUGAGUGUCGGUUUGUGGAACUUCUUUAUGUGUUCCUUGUGGAAGAGGAUUCCCUUGCUUGCGCCUUUAGUUCCCUCGUUCGCAAUAUUUAAAAUUAUGCACAUUCUUUAUGUGCUUUGUCCAACCGGAAUUUUAAAAGUGGCGGGAAAUCAGUGGUUUCUUAGCUAUCAUUCCUCCUCGAAGCUAAUAAUUAAAAAAAAGAAGGGAAAGUAAAAAAACAAAAGAGAGAGAGAGAGAGAGCCAGAUACCUUUCAAUGAUUGAUGAAGCAUUGUCAACCCUUCAUCUGGACUCAUUGGAUGAACAGCUCAUUUUUUAGAGCAUUGGAUUCCGUAGGACUCAUUUUCUAUUCGCGUUUCGAUAAGUUAAUCUUUAAGCAGCAGCAUCUUCUGCUAAACUCGACACAAGGAAAGCUUCAAGAAAUGGAGAGUUGACAUAAUCACCCAAUUCCGCAGUUCUAUUCAUUCUUUUAAUCCCAUGUGCUUAUUGGCAAAGCCAUAUUUUAUUCGUCGCAAGUUAAGCGAAGAGCUGUUUCUGCCACUUUAAAUAGAAAUUUGUACUCAAAUGUCGGAGCAUCUCGAAGCUUACAGCUGAACUUUUUGUCCUGAGUGUCACCCCUGACUUGUUGUUUUAAGAGAGAAAUAUGGGGUGUAGGACAUGCGAGAAGCCGAAGAUGAACUAUCGGAAGGGCUUAUGGUCGCCCGAAGAAGAUCAGAGGCUUAGAGAUUACAUACUUAACCAUGGCCUUAGCUGCUGGAGUGCAGUUCCUGCGAAAGCUGGCCUGCAAAGAAAUGGAAAGAGCUGUAGGCUGAGGUGGAUCAACUAUUUGAGGCCCGGAUUAAAGCGCGGAAUCUUUUCGCAGGAGGAGGAGCAAAUUGUUAUGAGCCUUCAGGCCCAGUUAGGCAAUAAGUGGUCGCAGAUUGCCGCGCACUUACCAGGAAGGACAGACAACGAGGUAAAGAACUACUGGAACUCCUACCUCAAAAAGAGAGUUGCGAAAGACGAAGGCUCAGCCGGUCCCAGCUCUACAAUAUCAUCUGUUGACUCAACUGGCCACAAUCGAAACCCCCGCGACGAAGAGAGCAACAAGAUCGCACCUCCUCUCUCUACCGAGCCACUCGAAGUGUCGAACCUCGACUCGGGCCAAACUGUAACAACAAGCAGCAACCAAUGCAGCUCAUCGAAAGGCGCGGCCGACGCUCUCCUCCCUAAGGUUUUGUUCUCCGAUUGGCUCGCAUUCGAUCACGAGAACAACUUGAGCUUACCGAGCCUAAGCGACGGCUCGAAUUGCAUCAACUGGGGCUCGAGCUCAACCUGUUUAUAUGCCAAUGAAGGUUUACAAAUGGACCAACAGUUUAGCAGUGAAUAUGAGCAUGAAGCCGCAGUUCAAAUUCCCGGAGGCGGAUUCUUUGAUCUCCUCUUCAUGGGAGGGGGUUAUGGUAGCUUCAACACAAAUUAUGAUGCAUGCUUUUGAUUAGCGAAUAAAUAGGAGCAAAUUGUGAGAAACAUGUAUCUUAGAAUGUGGAGACAUUUGAGUUGAAUAUUCUUUUGUAUGUAAAUUUGAAUUUAUAUCCUUAUAAAUAAAUA
This is a messenger RNA of Ananas comosus (pineapple), 3424 nucleotides long. RefSeq names its product transcription factor LAF1-like. Bases 2481 to 3311 code for a protein of 276 amino acids. NCBI's taxonomy places the organism in Eukaryota, Viridiplantae, Streptophyta, Magnoliopsida, Poales, Bromeliaceae. The record is from RefSeq and is a predicted model, not a curated record. The transcript is spliced from 3 exons.